Molecule: messenger RNA, 2085 nt
Organism: Oldenlandia corymbosa var. corymbosa
Lineage: Eukaryota; Viridiplantae; Streptophyta; Magnoliopsida; Gentianales; Rubiaceae
Source: the annotation of a GenBank genome assembly
AUAAUAAUAAUAAUAAUAAUAAUGAAUGUUAAAGAGGGUGGUUAAUCGGUGCAGCGGUUUGCUCAUCUGCCCCAACCACACGCAAUUAAUUUACUUGUCAAACCCUUCGAAAUCAUACAAAUACAAUUGGUCGUCUGCACUUGCAUUUCAUGUCCAUAUUUGCAGCCCAUCCUGAACUAAAAACCUUAAAAAUUAGUUCACUUAACUACUGGAAAAAAAAUAUCAGUAGUGGUACUCUAUAAUAAAUAUUACCCAAAAUCCCGUGACCAGAGAGUCUUCAGAUCUUGUUACACUGAAAAAGAAACUAGCUAAAACCUCUGUGUGUUUUACCUCCUCGGAUUCUUGUUGAGGAUGAAGGUGACUGUCGUUACGCGUAGCGGCCGGGAACUCAUCAAGGGUGGCCUCGAACUCAAUGAUUCCGCAACUGUUGCUGAUCUUCAGGAGGCUAUCCAUAAACGAACAAAGAAAUUCUAUCCUUCAAGACAACGACUGACCUUUCCUCUCCCUCCUGGAUCCAAAGAGAGGCCUACUGUCCUUCAAUACAACAAGAGACUUGCAGAGUACACUGGUGCAAGCUCAGAUCAGUUAACUCUAGUUUUUAAGGACCUAGGUCCACAGGUUGCUUACAGCACACUUUUCUUCUGGGAAUACUUGGGUCCCCUUAUUCUUUAUCCUCUUUUCUACUACUACAAUGUGUAUCAAUUUUUUGGCUACAAAGGGGAGCGUGUCAUCCGCCCAGUUCAGACUUAUGCAUUAUACUACUGGUGCUUUCACUACUUCAAACGUAUCAUGGAAACCUUCUUUGUGCACCGUUUCAGUCAUGCCACUUCACCAAUUUCAAAUGUUUUUAGAAACUGUGCUUAUUACUGGAGCUUUGGGGCGUAUAUUGCUUACUAUGUCAAUCACCCACUUUACACUCCAGUGAGUGAUCUCCAAAUGAAAAUUGGCUUUGGAUUUGGAGUGGUCUGUCAAUUAGCCAACUUCUACUGCCACAUAUUGUUGAGAAACCUUCGGGGUCCUGGUGGUAGCGGAGGAUACCAAAUCCCUCGUGGUUUUCUGUUCAAUAUUGUUACGUGUGCUAAUUACACCACAGAAAUAUAUCAGUGGCUGGGAUUCAAUAUUGCAACACAGACUGUAGCUGGCUAUGUUUUCAUGGUUGUUGCUGCUGCUAUAAUGACUAAUUGGGCACUUGCAAAGCACAGGCGCUUGAGAAAGGUUGGUUUCUCUAUUUCAUACUUGCUUCCAUGUGUAAAUGGGUGCAGAAGCUAUAGUAUCUUGAAGUGUCUAAUGUCUUUGCAAUUGUAUGGAGAUUUCAAAUCUUCCUUUUAUGUUAUUGUUGUCAAUGCAUUUCAGUUACUCAUCACCCACUUAUGCUUACAACUUUUUUUGCUUUUAGUCUGGUCUCUGAUGUUUCUUUCUGCUACUUCUAGAAUUAGGAAUCUCCUUAUCUUAUUAUUGCUAUGAUUAGUUUUUUAUAAGACCUCCCUCUUCAUCUGUGUUUCACAUACGUAGUGACUGUAUUGUUCGUUUUCAUAUCAAUUUCUCACUGAUCUAUAUUGGUCAUCUUGAUUGAUUGUUGCUUCUAGUGGCUCCAAUAAUUUCCAUCACCAACUGCUGCAGUUGAUGUUACUCUUGUACUGUUCGUGAGAAAAUUGCAGUACAUUUCUUUUGUUUUGAUUUUCAUUUCAUUGUGCUUCCCAGCUCUUUGAUGGAAAAGAUGGACGCCCCAAGUAUCCUCGAAGAUGGGUGAUAUUGCCCCCAUUCCUGUAAGUGGCGGGGUAGAACUAAGCCGAGAUACGAGCAGAGGUUUAGCAUGUCACGUAAUUUGUCAGAAGUUUGAUGAAAUCGAUCUGAAAGAGAGGCUUUUGUGUAAUCACUGUACACGGCAUUUGAUAAUAAGAUUAUUUUAGCUGUCUUUCCAUUUGAUCUUUCACUGAAAGCUGUUGACCUCUCUAUGGUCAUUGCUAGUUUGAUCUCCAUGUUAGGACCUAAAUUAACUCAUUAUGUAAUUCAAAAUUUUUAUUAAAAUUCUUGCUAUAAAGGAAUGAUUGGUUUAUCAAUGGUUUUAACUUGUGUAUGCAAAUG